Sinocyclocheilus grahami is the source of this 1919-nucleotide messenger RNA. It is a transcript of the gene fzd6, whose product is annotated as frizzled class receptor 6. The coding region runs from base 12 to 1772 and encodes 586 amino acids. The record is from RefSeq and is a predicted model, not a curated record. Lineage: Eukaryota; Metazoa; Chordata; Actinopteri; Cypriniformes; Cyprinidae. Gene Ontology annotation, cellular component: plasma membrane. The transcript is spliced from 6 exons. Gene Ontology annotation, biological process: non-canonical Wnt signaling pathway; canonical Wnt signaling pathway. Gene Ontology annotation, molecular function: Wnt receptor activity; Wnt-protein binding.
CUGCAGUGAAGAUGAAGCCCUUCAUGCCUCUGGCCAGCCUGCGCUGUUCUCCUGACGUGCAUCUGUUCCUGUGCCAGGCGUUUGUUCCUGAGUGCACGGAUCACACGCGUGUCCUGCGGCCCUGCAGAGAGCUGUGUGAGCGUGUUCUGUCCGACUGCAGCAGAGACAUGCUCACCUUCGGCAUCAGCUGGCCGUCCGAGCUGCAGUGUGACCGAUUGGAGUCAUGUCACGGUUCUGCGGUUUCAGUCGUGGAGGUGACCACAUCCAGAAGCUCUCAGUCCGGUCGGGAUCUGGGGUUCUGGUGUCCCCUUCAGCUGAAGACUCGACCCGGUCAGCGUGGAUCUUUCCUCGGGGCUCAAGACUGUGCUCCGCCGUGCCACAACAUGUACCUUAAACCACACGAAGUUCAGUUCGCCAAGACCUUCAUCGGCGUGUGUUCCAUUGUGUGCUUAUGUGCGACUCUGUUCACAUUUUUAACCUUCCUCAUUGAUGUGAAGCGCUUUCGCUACCCUGAGCGGCCGAUCAUCUUCUACUCUGUCUGCUACAGUUUUGUCUCCCUCGUCUAUUUUGUUGGUUUUCUGCUGGGUAACGAGGCGGCCUGUAACGAGCCGAGUCUGCCGGGCCGCGUGUCCACGGUUGUGCUGGGAGCCCAGAGUCGCGUCUGCUCGCUGCUCUUCAUGCUGCUGUAUUUCUUCUCCACUGCGGGAAUGGUGUGGUGGGUGGUUCUGACCAUCACCUGGUUUCUGGCCGCAGGGCCGAAGUGGAGCUGUGAAGCGAUAGAGAAGGCGGCGGUGUGGUUCCACACGGUGUCCUGGGGUCUCCCCGGAGCGCUCACCGUCGUGCUGCUGGCGAUGGAGAAGGUGGAGGGAGACGGCAUCAGCGGCGUGUGUUUCGUGGGGCUCUACGAUCUCACGGUGCUGCGCUGGUUUGUGGUGGCUCCGCUGGCGAUCGCGGUGCUGGCUGGCCUCUCGCUGCUGCUCGCUGGCAUCAUGUCUCUGAACCGCGUGCGUCAGGUGAUCCAGCAUGACGAACAGAACCAGGAGAAGCUGAAGAAGUUCAUGAUCCGCAUCGGAGUGUUCAGCGGCCUGUACCUGCUGCCUCUGCUGGUGCUGCUCGGCUGCUAUCUGUACGAACAAGCCCACCGCAGCCGCUGGGAGAACAGCUGGAUCCGCCGGCACUGCCAGGAAUACAGCAUUCCCUGCUCCCGCCGCAGUAUUGAUGUGGAGCGGCCUGAGCUCUCGCUGUUUCUCAUUAAAUAUCUGAUGACGCUGAUCGUGGGAAUAUCAGCCGUGUUCUGGGUCAGCAGUAAGAAAACCUGCUCGGAGUGGGCUUCAUUCUUCAAGAGAAAUCGCAAGAAAGAUCCCAUCAGCGAGAGUCGGCGUGUUCUGCAGGAGUCCUGUGAGUUCUUCCUCAAGCACAACAGCCGUGUGCAGCACAAGUCCAAGCACUACAAGUCCUCCUCACACAAGCUGAAGGUCGUGUCCAAGUCUAUGGGCACCAGCACAGGCAUGCACACACCUGUCACCAGUAACCACGGCAACACACCUGUCUCCACGGCAACCCGCAACCACUACAUUCCAAGCCAGAGCAUCUCUGAUCCGCAUGGUUCCUCAGAGACGUCCGUUCAGGAGCGCAUCGGAUCAACAGCACCAGCUGAGAGACGCAGUAAAGCCGACAGCAGCAGCCACACUCAAAGCUCACACAGGUUGAGACCCAAAGAUGAUUUGCUGGAGGCUGACCAGAGCUCUGCCCACUGCACCAACACCCAGUGAAAUCACAGGAUCGGCUCUGCAUAUGAAUGGAGCUUAAGGAGAGAGACUUCUGGCUCCGUCCUCCUCUUUCUCUGUACAUUUCAAUUAUUGAUGUCCAUAUCACUGGAAGCUUUGUUUUCAUUCCUGUACACUACUGUAAAAUCAUCA